CUUUAACGUUAGACGCGUGUGUGUGAGCGCACCCAGUGCGGUCAUUUAAUAAAUUCUAAAUAUGUGUGUGGAACACAGACAGUGAGACAGUGACAGAACAUUUUACUUUUAAAACAAUAAAACAUGAGUGAUGCAUUAUUAGAUGAUACUAAUCAAUUCUUGGUCUCACACAUACAAUCCACUAACGAUUUGGAAAUUGCUAAACUAAAGAGCUUAUUAGAAGCCCAAAAGGCUGAACAGAAAGAACUGGAUGCCAAAUUGAAUAAAAUAGCCCAUGCCUCAAAAGAGGCGCUGAUCAAGUCUGAAGAAAACUUAAACUCUCAGCAAAAGGCUCUUCAGCAGUUACUUGGUAACCUUGAAGAAAUAAAACAACAUGUCGAGAAAUACGAAGCAGAUCAUUCAACACCAACUACAUCUCAACAUGAACUUUUAAUACACUUGAAGCAGCUUGAAGAGAAGCUUAGACGAGUAGAUAACGCGAGAAAUUAUAUCAAGGCUUUACUUGUUGCAUGCGAGCUAAGUUCUCAAGCACUUGACUAUGUUGAAACAGAUCCAGGGAAAGCUAUAAAACCCUAUGAACAACUUGUUAAAUUUGAAAGAUAUAUUUCAAGCCAGCCAAUGGCUGACGGACAAUACAGUGAACUUUGUGAUUAUCUCAAAAAGAGACAGACGCAACUUUGGGAGGAAUUGAAUGCGGUAUUGAUAAAGAGUUUCAAGAGUGCACUUGGUGCAUUGUCUUGGCCGACGCCUAUUAAGCCUCCUUAUGGUCCACAAAUCAAAGAGAAACUAGAAAAAUUCGAAUCAGCUUUUCGUCACCUGAUCAUAUUACAGCAAUCUUCUGCAAAAGGUCAACAAGUCAGUGAGCUGAGUCCGGUGUCAAUUAUGCUAGAGGAUCUAUCGUUACGAUUCAAGUAUCACUUUGAAACAUCCAAACCAACAAAUCGAUUAGACAAGCCUGAGUGGUAUUUGACGCACGUCAGAAACACAGUUACCACACAUAUCCCAUUCCUAAUGACUACAGUACAGCCUAUACUUGACAGCAUGAAGGACUUUUUCCCAGAAAGAGUAUUUGUAAAAGAUCUAUUCAUUCACGGUCUACUGCAAGAUGUAUUUAGAAAGCUACAUAAAUCAAUACCACAAGCGAUUCAGCAACCCAACAUCCUUAGUCAUACUAUCCAUCAAAUCUUGGAGUUUGACAAGAGCCUUAGUGAAGAAUUCGCAUAUGACGAUAUAACUGUAUCUAGCUUUGUACUUGGUAACCCUAUUUGGUUCAAUACAUGGUUUCAAGCCGAGAAGACAUUUUCGCAAGCUAGGUAUGAUGAAAUCAUGAUGGAUGGCCAAGUAUUUGAAAUCAAUUCGCAGGAUACGAACAAUAACGCUGUGAAAAAGACAAAAUCAGCCAUUCGUUUGAUGAAUCUUUUGGAAAGCAUCACAGCCACCUACAGCUUAGUGCCCCAUCUGACUCACAAGCUCAAGUUUUUUAUAGAGAUACAGCUUGAUUUGUUAAGUCAAUACCAUAAGCGGCUUUCAAGUGCUGUAGAUUCAUUUGAAGCUCUCAGUCUGAUACGCUCGGUUCCUGCACCUGGUGCAUUACCAGAUGCCGUGACAGGGGUGAUGACAGCCAAUGAGACACAUGGGACAUUGGCCGCCCUACAUCGUCUUUACAGGUGGUGGACAAGUGCAAAAGCAAUGAGCGAGAUGCUUAGGGACUGGGAUGAUGAUGAGUUUUUUAUUGAUUUGAACUUUGAAAUUAAGCAAGAUACCGAAUGCAUGAGGCGUAUGUUAAAAGAACUUCAAGACAGAAACACAAUGCUCUCUUAUGCACGUUUAAUGGAAAGCGGCUCAAGUGAUAGCUUAUUUGCUGAUGCCCUCGCUGCUUAUAACCAAAUAGCCGAGCGUAUAGAAAAAGUCUUUGUAAAGAUUGCAGUAAAGGAAUGGACAAACAAUGCAAGAGCGUAUUCUAAAAAGGAUUGGUGGCAUUUAUCCACAGAUAAUGGAGCAACGACUACAGAGAUGUCAGACGAAAUCUAUGCACCCUUACAAGACUUUAGGAUGACGUUCACUUUUUUACACAAGAUCCUACCUGAACCCGAUUUUCUUAUAGUUUACCGCAAGACGCUAAAGGAGAUUGAAGACUGGUACCUAAGAAAUAUUAUUACUCGCCAGCUUCCCAUGACGAGUGUUGACCAGUUAGAAACCGACUUGAAGCUUGGUUUAUGGAAAAUAGGACAAAAAUGGGUUCAAAAACCAGAAAAUUUGAUGAAAAAACUCAAAGAAUCCAUUAUACAACUUAAAAAUCAAUAGUUGCUUAUCCUUAAACUCACUAUAAGGGUCUCUUAAUUAUUCAUUAUUUUAUUCAGCUGACCUCUCUAUUCUUAUCAAUGUUCAUUCUACAAAAGGAUAUAAAACGGAUAAAUUGUGUG
Molecule: messenger RNA, 2423 nt
Organism: Rhizopus microsporus ATCC 52813
Lineage: Eukaryota; Fungi; Mucoromycota; Mucoromycetes; Mucorales; Rhizopodaceae
Exons: 10
Coding region: 124-2304 (726 amino acids)
Biological process (GO): regulation of ER to Golgi vesicle-mediated transport; retrograde vesicle-mediated transport, Golgi to endoplasmic reticulum; endoplasmic reticulum to Golgi vesicle-mediated transport
Cellular component (GO): Dsl1/NZR complex
Source: RefSeq, a predicted model, not a curated record